UUCCCGACACCAGCACUGGCAGCAACGCAGCGUGAAAAGACAGAAAAAGCAACCGAACCGACCACACCGCGCGGCCCAAAUCAUCCCAAAUCAAUCCCAAUCAACCAAUCGACCAAACCAAACCCCCAUUUUGAAUUUCAAACGCCAUUCCAGUAUCCCACCACCUCCUCCUCCUCCCGGCGAGCAGCGAAGGCGAGAUAGAGCGAGCGAGCGAGCGAGUGCGAGAGAUGAGGAAGGCGACCGCCGCGGCGUCGCGCUACGCCUCCUACGACUCGCCGUCGCCGUCCCCGUCUCCGCGACGCGCCGGCGCGGCGGCGACGCCGGGGUACGGGAGCCGCGCGCUGGUGCCGGCCAGAUCCGGCCGCGACCUGCGUGCCCCGGCGGCGCAGCACGGGAACCUCGGGUCCGUGCUCCGUAGGCUCAUCUCCAUGGACAAGAAGCCGGCGAAGAACCUCCCCGUACCUCCCGCCGCCGCCGCCGCCGCCGCCGCGAAGAACGGAAGUGGUGGGAAGCUGCCGGGGCUGUCGCGGAAGCUGUUCCAGAAAGGGUCGUCGGAGCCCAAGAAGAAGGCGCUGACGGAGGUCAAGAACGGCGGGAACACGCGGACGCUCGCCAUGGUGCUGCGCAGCGAGCGGGAGCUCCUCACCCAGAGCAAGGAGCAGGAGGACGAGAUCGCCGCGCUCCGCCUCCAGCUCGAGCAGAAGGACACGGAGGUUGAGCGCCUCAAGGACCUGUGCCUGCGGCAGCGGGAGGAGAUCAGGACGCUCAAGGACGCCGUGCUCUUCCCGGACACGCAGCCGGACCGCCACCUCCGGGAUGAGAUCUCCACGCUCACGGGACAGAUCCAAUGCCUUGCCGAAGAGCUCGCGCAGGUUAAGGCCGAUAAACACACGCCAAGGUCAUGUUUUGAUGAUGAAUACUGCUCUUCCCCAAGAACACCGGUGCUUAAUGAGGAGACUGCUUUCUCUCUGGAAUGUAGCAUUGGAGAAGAUGACACACCAAACUACGGUAGUCCAGAUGAAAUGUUCAGCAAGGAUCUUAAUCCUUGCCUAACUCCAUGCAUCUCCAAGAGUAAAUCCGAGGAGUACGAGCAACCGAUCAAUUCUCAUCGCAGCGGCACGAAGGCCGGACAGGACAGCCUCUCCUGCGGUUCCCGUAGCAGGCCAAUGUCGAAGAGCUCUGAUCAUCACAAGCCUACCUCAGGCACCAACAGCAAGCGACGAGUAUACAGAUCCGACCAAGACAAGUUCCAUCAGAACCUGUUCUAGCUUUGCCGUUUACCACGGCCUUUUCCCCGGCCUCAAUCACGCUUCCAGCAGUCUCCCCUGUGAAAUAUUCACAAGCGUGUGGACUCGUUUGGUCCAUUGAUACAUGUCUCGAGUUGUUGUAAUGGCGUCUUGGUUUGUGCUUUGCUGCUUUGCAGUGUAUGCUUGCCCCUGCUGUUUCGAAUGCUUGUCCAAGUCAUGUGGAUAAACUGUCUUGAGAAGAGGAAAUAGCAGAUGAUGUUUUGCUUGGAUUAAGGCGAUA
Oryza sativa Japonica Group (Japanese rice) is the source of this 1527-nucleotide messenger RNA. RefSeq lists its product as uncharacterized. The record is from RefSeq and is a predicted model, not a curated record. NCBI's taxonomy places the organism in Eukaryota, Viridiplantae, Streptophyta, Magnoliopsida, Poales, Poaceae.